AUGGCGUUCAGGCGGCACUUCUCUCGCGUCGGCUCCGCCGAGCGCUGCACAGAGACCAUCUUCACUGACCACCAACGACAGGUGUGCGACUACGCGCUCGUCUACGCGGAGAAGAAGAACGACGGCGAAGCGCCGUACUCGGUCUCCUUCACCGCGACGCAGAGCGGCGACGUCAUCGUACAGCUGCACCCGCACUCGCAGCUCGAGCGCGCUGGCCGCGGUGCCAGGGGCCGUGCCGAUGCUGGACCCCGUCUCGUUGACAAGAACGCGCUGUCCGCGCGCGGCAGCGGGCCCUCGCGCCAGUCGCGCUCGCCGUCGCCCGACUCUCCGCCCGCCAAGCGGGCCGCCUCCGCUGACUCGUCCGGCUAUGAAACCGAUACGCCGGACGAGGUGCAGCAGGAGGCGGUCCGCAGGGUAUGCGGCGCGCUCGGCAUGAGGGAGCAGUUCGAGGCGGCGAUGGCGGCGGGCGAGCUGCUCGAGAUGCUCGAGAGCUUGCCGCGAGGGGCGGUCGAGGCCUCCGUUCGGCUGAUGCGCGGUUACAACCGCACGGGCGAGUGGCCAGAGCCCAUCCUCACCAGCCCUACCCCGCAGCGCGGCCGCUCGCCAAGCCCCGUCGAUGAGUGGUCAGAUGGUUAG
Molecule: messenger RNA, 636 nt
Organism: Emiliania huxleyi CCMP1516
Lineage: Eukaryota; Haptophyta; Isochrysidales; Noelaerhabdaceae
Exons: 2
Coding region: 1-636 (211 amino acids)
Source: RefSeq, a predicted model, not a curated record